This is a messenger RNA of Cercospora beticola, 3248 nucleotides long. Its product is annotated as OPT family oligopeptide transporter. Gene Ontology annotation, cellular component: plasma membrane. Lineage: Eukaryota; Fungi; Ascomycota; Dothideomycetes; Mycosphaerellales; Mycosphaerellaceae. The record is from RefSeq and is a predicted model, not a curated record. Gene Ontology annotation, biological process: transmembrane transport. Gene Ontology annotation, molecular function: oligopeptide transmembrane transporter activity.
UCCGCCGAGUGCCUCCGCGGCCGACACAUGCUCGAGCACGGCGUGAAUAUGGUCCCGCCUUCACGACGCAUCGCUAUCUGUCCACCGCCCCGAUGACUAAAUACUGCUGUCGCUGGCGGAGCGGCACCAGAACACGCUUCUGCAUCCGGCGAACCGGCGUGUCUUCGCUCCAAUGCAUGCCCUGGCAUAUCACCAUUGCUGGCUCUGCAGAGGAGCAAUGUCCCUCCAUUCACUGGCUGACAAGGGCGUUGCUUCCUGGUCAUCACAAAGCAUGUGAUACGAGCUUAACGACCACCGCGAUCGAAGCUUCACGAAGAGCCCGAUCAAUGCAGGGGAGGUUCUUCGCGACGGCCAUGUCUUGCACGCUCCCGCCUCAUUGCGUGCAACUCGGCCGUGGGCCAAAAUUCUGUUUGACCUCGACUGACGCCACAACUUCUGGGUCAUCUGAUCUCUCCUCGAAAGCACGGCGACGACAUGGAGUCUGUCGAGAAGUAUGCCGAGAAGGUGCCAUGCGAAGACGUUUCGCAAAUGCACCUCCAAGCCUGUUUCGAUGAGCCUAACGAUGUGGGAGAGGCCAUUCAUAUUCCCAGCGACGAGGAAGUCAUCGACCCGCGUCUCAAAGACUAUCCCGUGACUAUGGUCGCCAGGACAGUCCACCUUCACAAUGACCCAACAGAGCCCAUUUUGACCUUCCGCUUCUGGUUCCUCAGCACCUUCUGGGUGACCGUUGGCUGCGCUCUCUCCACCCUUUACUACUUCAAGCCGUACCAGCAGAGCAUUUCGAGUUAUGUCAUCCAGCUUCUCGCCUGGGCUAUGGGUGAUGCUAUGGCGAGAUACCUGCCGAAACGAGAGAUUUCUUGGUUCAGAGGCAGAUUCAAAUGGAGCAUGAAUCCUGGCCCGUGGAAUGCAAAGGAACACGCCUUGGUCGUGGUCGCUUACUGGGGCUCAAGUCACACUGCCUAUGGUCUGGGUCCGCUGACCGCCAUGGAAAUGUACUAUGGCCAGAAAAUUUCUGCAGUAUGGGGCAUCCUCUUCCUCGUCACAUCGCAACUGCUCGGUUAUGGGUUUGCUGGGCUCUUUCGCGACAUUCUCGUCCGUCCUCCGAAGAUGUUCUAUCCUAGUGUGCUGCCUAAUAUUGCCCUGUUCAAUGCAAUGCACCGCGACCCUUCUGUCACGAGGAGGUCCUUGGCCUGUUUCACCUACUGCGCCACUGCAGCCUUCAUCUGGCAAUGGUUUCCCCAAUAUCUGUUUCCGCUGCUGAUAUCUCUGCCACUAUUGUGUUGGCUUGGACAUGGCAAUCCCAUUGCGUAUGUCCUCGGCUCCGGAAAGUACGGCUUUGGUAUCCUUAACUUCUCGCUGGACUGGAACUACAUCAACGGGACGAUGCAGUCCAUGUAUACACCCUUUUGGGCGUCAAUGAAUCAGUUCACCGGCAUUUUUGUCGCUGUUUGGGUCAUCUAUCCGAUUCUCUAUUACAGCAACUCUCUGGAUGCCCAGAACUAUGCGGCCAUGUCUGCCUCGACGUUCGACCGCGACGGUAAAGAUUAUAACAUCUCGAGGGUUCUCACACCACAGUACAUGCUCAACCAGACGGCAAUGGACGAAUACUCACCUCCCUACUGGAGCGUAUCGUAUGUUUUCUGCAUUUUCUCGGGCAUCGCUGCCAGCAUGAGCGCCUGCACUUUCGUGCUACUAUGGUAUGGGAAAGACACAUGGGCGAUCGUUCGCAAGGGGUUUCGCAAGAAAGUCAAGUCUGACGGCGAUUAUGAUGAUCCUUAUCUGAAGCUCAUGGCCGGCAGUCCUCGCGUACCGCAUUGGUGGUACUUGACACUUCUUGGUCUCUGUGCUUCAUUUUCCAUCGCGACAGUCGAGGCCGGUGGCUUUAACCUUCCCUGGUGGGGCUUCAUCAUCAUGUCGAUGUUAGCGUUCGCGUUUAUGUUCCCGUGCGGCGUCAUAUUUGCCAUUUCGGGGCAAAUCAUUGGCAUGAAUUUCCUCUCGGAAAUCAUUGCCGGCUCACUCUUCAAAGGAAAUCCCAUCGCGGUACUGGCGGCCAUGACUUACGGCACUCAAAGCCUGGUUCAGAGCCUGAACCUCGUGAUCGACUUCAAAUUCGGCUUUUACAUGCGCAUUCCUGAAACUGAAAUGUUCAUUGGCCAGUUCUGGGGAACUCUCCUAGGCCCGUUCAUCAAUUACGCUGUGAUGAGAGUCAUUCUGCAAUCUGUUGGGAUCCCCACGCUCACAGGGAAAACGCCAUCCGUGAAUUGGGACGCCUCACGAACUCGCAACUUCUACUCCUCAUCCGUGAUCUGGGGUGUCCUAGGCCCUGAGCAGUUUUUCUCGGAGGGGUCCAUGUACUCUUGGGUCUACUACGCAUUCCUUACAGGUCCCGCGGCCGUCCUGAUCGUCUGGUUAUUCCAGCGGCGGUUUCCAAAAUGGGACAUGGAAAAGCUCUGCAACCCGCCUUUGAUUUUCUACGGGAUAAGUCUGUUUCCUAUCUACCCAACGACCAGUAUUCUGACGUCCUUUAUUGCUGCGGUAGUAUUCAUGGGAUACAUUUAUCGCUAUCAUCCUGCCUUCUGGCGGAAAUACCAUUAUUUAUUGGCAGUCGGCUUGGAUUGCGGCACACAGGUUAUGUCCACAGUCAUGGCCUUCGCGAUAAGCAUUCCGAAUGUCAAGUUUCCAACGUGGUGGGGUAACAAUCCUACAUUUCCAGACCGGUGUUUCCCUCCGAAUCAAAAGCUACCCCCAGCCAUGCAAAUAACGACCCAUUCGAAACGCUAAGGUGAGGUGGAACGGAAUCGUUACCGGGGGAAAUCAGUCGCGGAGCAUUGGGGAAUUGGGCCUCACUAAUACACGCCGGGUUGGUUUCCAAUACGGCAUUGGUGUCCUUCACCGUGAAACAAGACUUGCUCAGCUUCACAUACCUCAUGCGACCAGCAACACCACCUGACUCGCCUUUCUGUUCCGACUCGUGGUGCAUCUCGAUCUGGACAGUUCGAGUCUCGCCAAACAGACCGGAAAUGUAUGGUCGGUACGAACAGAGUCACUCAGUCUCUGCACUGUUCCUUUGUCCGUCAGCAAGGCAACUCACUCUCGCUGCACAAAACCGGACCUAGCGCCACGGCACGGCUGAUUCGACAAGAGAGCGGGAGUCCAUGUUGUAGCAUAGCAAAGUACCGGCCUUGGCCAUGCAAAGCCGUAGAACGACAGUAACCCAAAGUAACGACUAGCAGAUAUUCAGCAGCCCA